AUGCCUCCACACCGAAAUGUGCCGAGUAAUACACCUUCCAUAAAGCCUGUCAAGCCGGAGCGAACACUGCGCUCCCACGAGGAGAACCAAGAGAGAGCCUACAUUGCCGCGUCGCGACGAAGCGACCGCAGUCUUGAGGCUCGAGUUGAGUCAGCACGAAGAGCCUCCGAUAUCCACAAGAAGCGCACCGGGCGGGCGCUGCGCGUCACCGAGCAAGAUGUGAUGAAUGAGGAAAUGUACGAGGAGGAAGAUGAUGACAUUCCUUGGAGAUAUCGCAGUGUCACAUCGCACCUUCCUCUUGAGGAUGGCCUGCUUAGCCGUCGGUUGCAGUCGAUGCUGUCAGUUCAGCUUGAACAUCAAAGAUUGCUUGGCCAAGCUGUCAACAGCACACUCGAGCACAACCCACAGUUUCGCAACCAGGACUUCAGGAACCAGGCACAGUUCGUCAGCCCGAACAUGAUGCAGAUGCCACAGUUUAACCAGAACUCCAUGAUGCCUCCACAACAGCUCAACAGGAGCCCUACAAGCUCUCGACACAGUCCAUACCCCAUGCAGCAGGCUCAACAGCAGCAACAGAUGAAGCCGCAGUACCACCAACGGUCAGCAUCGAUUGCUACACCACAGGAGUGGUCUUCACACUAUCAAUACAACCAGUCCGGUCGGACAACACCUGCACCGGCUGCCACUGGAGAUGAGCGUCGCAUGUCCGUACCGCAGAACCCGGUGCAGCAAGCGCAGAGGUCUUCGAGCUAUUCAUCACACCCAUCAGCUCCAGCAACACCUGCCUUCCAGCAACCGUCGGCUGUCUCGCCCGAGCAGCAAACCCAGCAAAGCGCAUCGCCCUACCAGACGAUGAGCCACGCCAUUGGACCUUUCACAACGAACCUCCCGAUGGACACGCAGCAGCUACUCGCGGGAUCAGACAACUACCCAGCCUUUGACCUCUUCGGGCCGUCAAACGACUUCCCCAUGAAGGUCCCGCAGCAGCCGUUCUACAGCUACAAGCCCAAUGCAUCCAGUGGCAAUUCGAAGACUUUGCCAAACACUUCCGUCGGCCUCGACCAGACCCUCGGCACAGCUUUGGACACGAACUUGACCUGCGAUACGAACAGCGGUCCCUACGACACACCGAACUCUGCCAGCACCGGACCUCUCAACUCAGCAUUCACCGAGCCCGGCUAUGGUUUCGGCUUCGACGGCACCAUGGGCAGCAUGUUCGGCAUGGACCCGUUCGGUGGCGCCAGUGGUGGCAACAGCGGGCACGUCACUCCUGGCAUUCCCGGCUACAACGAGCCGCUGUUCAACGACUUUCUUGAACAGGACAUUUACGGCGACAUCCACGCUGGUCCCGCUUGA
This is a messenger RNA of Saxophila tyrrhenica, 1356 nucleotides long. RefSeq lists its product as uncharacterized. Bases 1 to 1356 code for a protein of 451 amino acids. Lineage: Eukaryota; Fungi; Ascomycota; Dothideomycetes; Mycosphaerellales; Extremaceae. The transcript has 3 exons. The record is from RefSeq and is a predicted model, not a curated record.